Molecule: messenger RNA, 3722 nt
Organism: Oncorhynchus nerka (sockeye salmon)
Lineage: Eukaryota; Metazoa; Chordata; Actinopteri; Salmoniformes; Salmonidae
Product: zinc finger protein 892-like
Exons: 2
Coding region: 152-1246 (364 amino acids)
Biological process (GO): regulation of transcription by RNA polymerase II
Cellular component (GO): nucleus
Molecular function (GO): RNA polymerase II cis-regulatory region sequence-specific DNA binding; DNA-binding transcription factor activity, RNA polymerase II-specific
Source: RefSeq, a predicted model, not a curated record
UGAUGCAGGAGCUGAACAAAUAUAAAUGAUAAAAGGCUACAGAUGAAAGGGGAAAGUAUCUUCAAUCUUGAACCUAGGGGAAAUGGUUGUUGCUUGCUAGCGUUCACAAGCACCGCGUUAGCAACAAAAUAGCCUAAACGUUUCCUUGAAAAUGUCUAAAAUGCAGCUGUUGCAGGAUUAUCUAAACGAGCGGUUAACAGCGGUGGCUGUUGAGAUAUUUGGGGCCGUGGAAAAUACCAUAGCAGACUACCAGGAAGAAAUCUCCCGUUCAAAUGAGGAGAUUGAACGUCUACGGAGGCUGCUGGAUUUGGUUUUCCAACCCGACAUAAAGCUACAGAAAGCAGACCCCCCGCAGCUCACGCUCCUUGUCCCUGAAGAGGAGGUUCUUGCUGAGAAGCAGCACUGCGAGCAGGAGUGGAGCCCCAGUCUGGACCAGGAGGACCCAGAGCCCACUCAGAUUAAAGAGGAACAGGAGGAGUUUGGGACCAGUCAGGAGGAAGAGCAGCUUCAGGGGCUGGAGUCUGAUAUCAAAGAGGUCAUAUUCUCUCCUCCAUUUUCUCCCCAGCCCUCACAUCAUCCCCAAACCCAAACUGUGGAGAACAGAGAGAGGGACGCUCUACCCACCAAAACAACUGAAGAGAUCAAAACGGAACCGGAUGGAGAGGGCUAUGGAGGAUCUGAACCAAACAAUGAAUUACAGCCCCUCUCUCCAGUAAAUUCCGACUGUUCUGCAGCUCAUAUUGGGAACAGUGAAAGGGACAGUAUAGGGCUAAUGUCAGGGUUACAGCCACUCAAAUCAAAGACAACAUGGACAAAUAAAGUACAAAGCUCUAUUAAGACCAGGGAAGCCAGUGAGUUGAAAGUUCCAUUGAGGGCGGCUCACUCAGGGGAGAGACCACACAGGUGUCCCGUCUGCAGGAAAUGCUUUCUGAAAAGUAGCAUUUUAAAAACUCAUCAGAGAAUUCACACUGGGGAGAAACCAUAUUGCUGCAAUGUUUGUGGCAAAUGCUUCAGCCGGAUGGGACACCUGACUGAGCAUAUGAGAACUCACACGGGGGAGAAACCAUAUCAGUGCAAAGAAUGUAGCAAAUGCUUCAGCCGGAUGAGAAACCUGACCGUUCAUAUGAGGACUCACACAGAUGAGAGACCAUAUAAGUGCCCCAUGUGUGUAGAAUGCUUCAGAUCAGCAAGUCAUCUAAAAUGGCACCAGCGAAGACAUCACACAGGAGAGAAACCACGUUGCUGACUUUGUGGUAAAUGCUUCACUUGUAAGAACUGAGGAGGAGAAUGAACCCAGAGGGAUAAACAUGACAGUGCUGCUGGGGCAAAAUUGUACUGUCACUUGUAGGAGGACCUUUCCAUUGUAAAACACUGAUGUUUCAUAACCCUUCUGAGCAUGGCACAAAUGUAUGUACUGUAAUAAGUUUUUCAGAACCUAGUAGUUAUUUGGCAAUUCUAGCAUUAUUUGCACGCAAAAUCACAAUUUAUAUGUCUCACAGAAUGGACAAACAAAAUGUAAAUUAAACUUUUGAUGUGCGUGUCUAUAGUACCCCUUGGGGGAGUGUUUACCCCCUAAAAGUCGACUUGUAAAUAUUGACAUGUUGGGCAAAUAAGAAGUGUUCUGGAUGUUACACACCCUCUGUUCUGGAUGUUACACACCCUCUGUUCUGGAUGUUACAGGAAAUUGAACAUAUUAGCAAAAGUCUGAGUGAGGUCAAAACAUGGAUUGCCAUUUCGAUCACAAAAAAAAAGUAUAAUUUUCAAAAGAUUGUAACAACUUAUGGAUCUUACAGAAUCUGAAAGUUUUAUUGAUCAAAAUCAAAAAAUACAUAUUUUUUGGAAUGUUUUUCAAAUGUCAGCAGAAGGCAUAGUAUCUCAGGAUUACAUAAUUGCAGUUAGCCUAAAUACCACACCCUAAUAGUAUAUGUUUUGUCUUUAAAUACACUAUAUAUACAAAAGUAUGUGGACACCCUUUUAAAUGAGUGGAUUGGGCUAUGUCAACCACACCUGUUGCUGGUGUACAUUUUUUUAGAUGUUAUUGCAGGUAUAGUGAAAUGCUUGUGUUCAUAGCUCCAACAGUGCAGUGAUAUCUAACAAUUCAUACAAAUCUAAAAAUUAAACGAAUGGAAUGAAGAAAUAUUAGGACGAGCAAUGUCGGAGUCCGGAGUAUACAUAUACACUGAGUAUACAAAACAUUAAGAACACUUGCUCUUUCCAUGACUGACUAAUCUGGUGAAAGCUAUGAUCCCUUAAAUGACGUCACUUGCUAAAUCCACUUCAAUCAGUGUAGAUGAAGGGGUGGAGACGGGUGAAAGAAGGAUUUCUAAAUCUUGAGACAAUUGAGACUUGGAAUUAUGUAUGAGUGCAAUUCAGAAGGUGAAUGGGCAACACAGAAGAUUUAAGUGCCUUUGAACAGGGUAUAUUAGUAGGUGCCAGGCGCACCAGUUUGUGUCAAAAACUGCAAUGGUUUUUCAUGCUAAACAGUUUCUGGUGUGUAUCAAGAAUGAACCAAUACCCAAAGGACAUCCAGCCAACUCGACACAACUGUGGGAAGCAUUGAAGUCAACAUUGGGCAGUAUCCUUGUGGAACACUUGACACCUUGUAGAGUCCAUGCCCCGAUGACUUGAGACUGUUCUGAGGGCAAAGGGGGGGUGGAACUUAAUAUUAGGAAGGUGUUCCUAAUGUUUGAUUGUGUGUGUGUACACACAACAUUUUUUAGUUUUUUUUUUCAAAAACAAGGACAUUUCUAAGUGACCCCAAACUUUUGAAUGGUUGUGUGUGUGUGUGUGUGUACUUAGAAAUGUCCUUGUUUUUGAAAAAAACGAAAAAAUGUUGUCCAUUAAAAUAACAUCAAAUGGAUCAGAAAUACAGUGUAGACAUUGUUCAUGUUGUAAAUAACAUUUGUAGCUGGAAACGUCAGAUUUUUUUAAAUGGAAUAUCUACAUAGGCGUACAAAGGCCCAUUAUGAGCAACAGUGAAGAGGCGACUCUGGGAGGCUGGCCUUCUAGGCAGAGUUCCUCUGUCCAGUGUCUGUAUUCUUUUGCCCAUCUUAAUCUAUUAUUUUUAUUGACCAGUCUGAUAUAUGGCUUUUUCUUUGCAACUCUGCCUAGAAGGCCAGCAUCCCGGAGUCGCCUCUUCACUGUUGACGUUGAGACUGAUGUUUUGCGGGUGCUAUUUAAUGAAGCUGCCAGUUGAGGACUGUUUCUCAAACUAACAUAAUUGCAAAAGGGUUUAAAAAAGCACAAAGCAGAUAAGGCUUAAUAAUUCAUAAAGGUCAUGUUAACUGACUGAUAAUAUGGCAUAUAAUAAAAUACAUAAGAUCUCCUAAGCCUGUGUUUACCAUCGACCUUGCUAACAUAAUUGCAAAAGGGUUUUCUAAUGAUCAAUUAGCCUUUUAAAAUGAUAAACUUGGAUUAGCUAACACAACGUGCCAUUGUAACACAGGAGUGAUAGUUGCAAUAAUGGGCCUUGUAGAUAUUAAAAAUCAGCUGUUUCCAGCUACAAAUGUAAUUUACAACAUUAACAAUGUCUACACUGUAUUCUGAUCAAUUUGAUGUUAUUUUAAUGGACAAAAAAUGUGCUUUCUUUCAAAACAAGGACAUUUCUAAAUGACCCCAAACUUUUGAACGUAGUGUAUAUCCUGAAAAAUCUAUAUAAAUGCAACAUGUAAAUUGUUGAUCCCAUGUUUCAUGAGCUGAAAUAAAAUAUCCCAGAAAUGUUC